UAUAUAAUGAAUUAGAACACAGCAUACAGUCGGGCGCUUGUGGCCUGGUCUUGCUGGGGAAGGCUUCUCCUCUCGACGAAUAAAUAAUACACGAUAUGUCUUGUCUCUCAGCUUUUUCCUCCCUCCACCUCUUCUUUGUCCAUGGCGACCUUCCAAGGCACCGAUGGCGAGCUCCUGCUGGCGGUGGAGGAAGACAUGAACGGCGGCGAGGGGCCGAAGAUUCUGAUCAGGGAACUAGUGCGGGAAUCGGAGAUGGGAGAGGCGAUACUGAAGAAGGUGAAUCUGGAGGUCUCCAGAGGGAUAGUAAUGGGGAUCAUAGGUCCGAGCGGCAGCGGCAAGUCGACCUUGCUGAGGGCCUUGAACCGCCUCUGGGAGCCGCCGGAGGCAUCGGUGUUCUUGGACGGCAAAGAUAUCUGCCACCUCGACGUCUUGUCCCUCCGCCGCAAGGUUGGGAUGCUCUUCCAGCUUCCGGCUCUAUUCCAAGGCACGGUUGCAGACAACGUUAGGUAUGGGCCACAGUUGAGGGGGAAGAAGCUUAGUGACAAUGAGGUUCAUAAGUUGCUGAGCCUUGCAGAUCUGGAGGCCUCCUUUUUCAACAAGCCCAGUUCAGAGUUAUCGGUCGGCCAGGCUCAAAGGGUUGCUCUGGCCAGGACCCUUGCCAAUGAACCAGAGGUGUUGCUGUUGGAUGAGCCAACAAGUGCCCUAGAUCCGAUCUCGACACAGAACAUUGAGGAUGUUCUUGUGAAGCUGAAGAAAAGAGGAAUGACAGUAGUCAUGGUUUCUCACAGCAUCAAGCAAAUCCAGAGGGUUGCUGAUGUUGUGGCCCUUCUUGUGAGCGGAGAGAUUGUUGAGAUCUUGAAGCCCGAUCGGCUCUCUGAAGCCAAACAUCCCAUGGCACAAAGGUUUCUUCAGCUCAGCUCUUAAAUUUUUCAUCUUUAUGAUAAAAACUAAUAUUAUGUUGCUAAUGACGAUGAAAACAUUAAUGGAUCAGAUUUUCUUGCAACAAUAACAAUAUUUAGUUGUUUUA
This is a messenger RNA of Diospyros lotus (date-plum), 1027 nucleotides long. Its product is annotated as ABC transporter I family member 17. Gene Ontology annotation, cellular component: membrane. NCBI's taxonomy places the organism in Eukaryota, Viridiplantae, Streptophyta, Magnoliopsida, Ericales, Ebenaceae. The transcript is spliced from 4 exons. Gene Ontology annotation, molecular function: phosphate transmembrane transporter activity; ATP hydrolysis activity; ATP binding. The record is from RefSeq and is a predicted model, not a curated record. Gene Ontology annotation, biological process: phosphate ion transmembrane transport. The coding region runs from base 142 to 924 and encodes 260 amino acids.